Histoplasma capsulatum G186AR is the source of this 703-nucleotide messenger RNA. RefSeq lists its product as uncharacterized. Gene Ontology annotation, cellular component: actomyosin contractile ring; actin filament. Gene Ontology annotation, biological process: mitotic cytokinesis; actin filament organization. The coding region runs from base 200 to 685 and encodes 161 amino acids. Gene Ontology annotation, molecular function: actin filament binding. The transcript has 3 exons. Lineage: Eukaryota; Fungi; Ascomycota; Eurotiomycetes; Onygenales; Ajellomycetaceae. The record is from RefSeq and is a predicted model, not a curated record.
CUCACCCAACAAAUAAUAGUCGGACAUCCCUCAUCUUGUGUUGUAUCUUCUGGUCUCUUGUUUCUGCCUGCUGUCUCUCGUGGCUUUCUAUACCCAACCAGCUACCACGUCUUUUAUUCAUCUGCCUCGUUGACCGAGCACACUCUUGUUUACACUCUCUUCACUUAAAACUCGACCGCCCUAACAAACAUCUUUCAACAUGGAUAGAAUCAAGGAGAAAAUGAACACCCUCCGUCUGGAGGCCGACGAUGCCCACGCCAAGGUCGAAGAGCUACAGAACAAAGUCAAGGCUCUCGAGCAGGAGAAUCUGGCAAAGGAACAAGAAAUCAAAUCCCUCACUCACCGGAACCAGCUGCUGGAGGCCGAUGUCGAGAAGCUCGAGGCUGAUCUGAAGGAUGCCAAGGCGUCGGCCUCCGAAAAUGCUCAACACGGUACACAGAACGAGUCCCUGCAAAGACGUCUGCAGCUCCUCGAGGAGGAGGCCGAGGAAACUGACAAGACCCUUCGUGAGACGAAUGAGAAGCUUCGCCAAACUGACGUCAAGGCUGGACAUUACGAGCGCAAGGUCCAGGCGCUUGAGACUUCCCGUGACCAAUGGGAGGCUAAAUAUGAAGAGAUGUCGAAGAAGUAUGAGGAUUUGCAGAAGGAGCUGCGGGACCUGGAAACUCUCAUGGGCAAUGUGUAGAUGAUGGGGGAGGGGGCG